AUGGCUUACGAGACUCCCAGGACAGACCUGUCUGCGUGGCGCCUCGUCGUCGGCGAAGACUCGCACGGCCAACAGAAAUGGGUCUACCUCUCCGACCCACACCAGAGGGAGCAGUGUCCUCAGUCCACCGUCGAAAAGUACUGGCUUGGCCUGGAUACCGAUCUUCCCGAGCUCGAACGAGCCAAGACUCCCCUGGAAGCAGCGCGCAACGGCUACCGCUUCUACAAACAGAUCCAAAGCCCUGACGGUCACUUUUCCACAGAGUAUGGAGGACCACUCUUUCUCAUACCUGGUCUGGUCGUGGCCCUCUAUGUGACUGGACAGUCUCUGAGGCCAGAACAGCAGCUGGAGAUGCGACGCUAUGUGCUGGGCAAGAGGCGAAAGGAGGGUGGCUGGGGUCUUCACACUGCAGCUCCGCCUACUGUAUUUGGUACAGUCAUGAACUAUGUCGCACUGAGAAUACUGGGUAUGGGCCCAGACGAAGGGCCUAUGAGCGAAAUUAGAGCUUUGAUCCACAAGAUGGGAGGUGCGACUGGUAUUCCAACUUGGGGCAAAGCGUGGCUUUGCAUCCUCGGUGCGUAUGAGUGGGACGGUGUGGGGUCAGUGCCUCCAGAAUUGUUGUUGCUGCCUGACUGGGUGCCAUUUGCGCCUUGGAGAUGGUGGAUCCAUGUUCGCAACGUCUUCACCCCGAUGAGUUACCUUUACGGUACCCGCUUCGUCGGUCCAUACACUCCUCUUGUUGCGAGUCUCCGUCAAGAACUCUACACCCAGCCCUACGAAUCCAUCCAAUGGUCUCGCCAAGGGUCCAACAUCUCCCCAUACGACGUGUACUCUGGCCACUCUCCCGUUUUACGCGCGGCGCACAAAGUCCUGAGCGUCUACGAAAAGCUCCCCCAUGUUCCCGUUAUCUCUUCUUCUCUCCCCCUCCGCCAAGUCGCCCUUGACAGAGCUUACCAGUUGAUCGUUUACGAAGACGAAAACACCACCUACCAAACCGUUGGCCCCGUUUCCAAAGCCUUCCACAUUGUAUGCCGCUACGCCCGUGAAGGCGCCGACAGCGAUGCUUUCAAAGCCCACCUCUCCCGUGUGGACGAUUUUCUUUGGCUGAGUAAAGGUGGCUUGAUGAUGAUGGGCACAAAUGGCUCCCAGCUGUGGGAUGCAGGGUUCAUGGCGCAAGCGGCAGUCGAGACCGGCUUGGCGGAGGAGGAAGAGUUUAGAGAUAGCGCUCUGGGGACGCUUGAUUGGCUUGACAAGGCGCAGAUCAGGGAGAACCCCAAGUGGUACAAAGCGGGGUAUCGGCACAGAACCAAAGGAGCUUGGCCGUUCUCCACCCCGGAACAGAGUUAUACCGUCAGCGACUGUACUGCGGAAGGUCUCAAGGCCGUCAUGGGUCUUCAGCAUCUUGACUAUACCCCGGAGGCUGUGUCGAUGGAUCGGAUGAAGGAUGCUGUGGACACGUUGUUGAGCAUGCAGAACGCGAACGGCGGAUUCGCGAGCUAUGAGCUCAGUCGGUCGGGCACUUAUUUGGAGCUGCUUAAUGCUGCCGAGGUAUUUGGAAACAUCAUGAUCGACUACACUUACCCCGAGUGUACGACUUCAGCUUUGUCGGGUCUGAAGCACUUUUCACUUCUCAACCCAACCUACCGCGCCGCCGACAUAUCCCGGACAAUUGACCUGUCCAUCAAAUACCUCCAUGAUAUACAGCGCCCCGAUGGCUCGUGGUAUGGCUCGUGGGGCAUUUGCUUCACCUACGCUACAAUGUUCGCUCUCGAGUCGUUGUCUAUCGCCGGAGAGAAUUGGGCCAACUCGGAUCGCGUCAAACGAGCUUGCGACUUUUUGGUGGCUCGUCAGAUGGAAGAUGGGGGAUGGGGCGAGACUUAUAUGUCUUGUGUGACGGGCGAGUACACUCAACAUGAAAGAUCACAAGUCGUCCAGACCGCUUGGGCUAUCCUCGCCCUCGUCUAUGGCCAGUGCCCCGACAAGACUGUGAUCGAGAAGGCUACUCGAUUGAUUAUGAGUCGACAGCAGAAGGACGGGAGAUGGGAGCAGGAGGACACGGAGGGUGUGUUCAACAAGAAUUGUGCGAUUGAUUAUCCUGCAUUCAAAUUCAUAUUUUGCAUUUGGGCAUUGGGGAAAGCCGACAAAUACCUGCGAAAUUAG
Messenger RNA from Cryptococcus wingfieldii CBS 7118, 2160 nucleotides. RefSeq names its product lanosterol synthase. Bases 1 to 2160 code for a protein of 719 amino acids. The record is from RefSeq and is a predicted model, not a curated record. Gene Ontology annotation, molecular function: lanosterol synthase activity. The transcript has 12 exons. Gene Ontology annotation, biological process: triterpenoid biosynthetic process; ergosterol biosynthetic process. Lineage: Eukaryota; Fungi; Basidiomycota; Tremellomycetes; Tremellales; Cryptococcaceae. Gene Ontology annotation, cellular component: lipid droplet.